This is a messenger RNA of Balaenoptera ricei (Rice's whale), 1932 nucleotides long. RefSeq names its product nucleolar pre-rRNA processing protein NIP7 (gene NIP7). The transcript has 5 exons. Gene Ontology annotation, molecular function: RNA binding. Lineage: Eukaryota; Metazoa; Chordata; Mammalia; Artiodactyla; Balaenopteridae. Gene Ontology annotation, biological process: ribosome assembly; ribosomal large subunit biogenesis. Gene Ontology annotation, cellular component: preribosome, large subunit precursor; nucleolus; nucleus. The record is from RefSeq and is a predicted model, not a curated record. Bases 203 to 682 code for a protein of 159 amino acids.
CGCACUUCCGGUCUCUAUGGUUUCUCAUCAGGCCCACUUUCUUUCUCCGAUAGUCGUCCAGGUUACGGGGCGCUAGCGUGGGGAACGACUGGAAAGCAGCUAGAGAGGCAGGCUUUGAGGUUGCCAAGGAGCGGCUGGCGGCUGAUCUUCCGUUUCCGGUAACUGAGGCACGAGGAUCCCGGCGUUCCAACUCAGCGGGAAAAUGCGGCCUCUGACUGAAGAGGAGACGCGUGUAAUGUUUGAGAAGAUAGCAAAAUACAUCGGGGAGAAUCUGCAGCUGCUGGUCGACAGGCCCGACGGCACCUACUGUUUCAGGCUGCACAACGAGCGGGUGUACUACGUGAGUGAGAAGAUUUUGAAGUUGGCCGCCAAUAUCUCCGGUGACAAGCUGGUGUCGCUGGGGACGUGCUUCGGAAAAUUCACGAAGACCCACAGGUUUCGGUUGCACAUCACAGCUCUGGAUUACCUGGCACCGUAUGCCAAGUAUAAAGUGUGGAUAAAACCUGGAGCAGAGCAAUCCUUCCUGUAUGGAAACCAUGUGCUGAAAUCUGGACUUGGUCGAAUCACCGAAAAUACUUCUCAGUACCAGGGAGUCGUGGUGUACUCCAUGGCAGACAUCCCUUUGGUGGGGAGUCACAGCAUAAUAAAGACAACUAGAACCUUGUGUUCAUUUAAAACCUGACCCCCUUUACAAAAGGAAAUGAACAAACAAGAAAAACAAGUCCCCAGUAUGACCAAGUACCCACCUCAUAACUGAAAUAGAAGUAUCCAGUCUGGUGGGCAAAUUGCCAAAAGCAUUCUGUGCCUCCUGGAGGGAUCAUGAUGGCAAAGUCGUAUCGAUCCGCACCAUGGAAGAGGGGCUGGUCCCCAGAGCCACUAAGAGGUUCUGUCUUCUGGCUCCUUGCAGAGCUCACUAGGUUCAGAACCACCAGUCCAGCCCCAAAGAGCAAGGGGAACAUGCUGCUCUCUGGAGACCGCUCUAACUGCUUGCAGCAGCCCAGUGGAACCAAGCAGUUCAGACAACUGCUGGGAUAAUCAUUAACUCUGCAAGUCACACGUAGGCCAGUCUCAGGGCCACACAUAGAUAUUCCAGAAGAGAACUGGCAUGGUACCCCACGUUUGGCUCACAGGAAGGAUUUUUGCUUUCACCUCAAAAACUCAGUGGCUUACCAGACCUACUUCACGGGUGCUAGGUAGAAUCUAUUACUUCAGAAGAGAGAUUUCCACCCCUCCUUUGGGCUGUCAUUUUUCAGUUCUUGCCUCUUGGGGGGUAAACAUUAGGCAAAUUUAUUUACAACCACCUGAAUGUACGGACUCAUUUCUCAGUACACAGUGGCUGGGGAGAUUUUUCUCACUUGUAUCAAAUUGCUAGAUGAUACCUGUCGCUCCUAUAAGAUGUGAGGGGCAACACCUGUUUCAACAGACCUCCUUCUGCCCGGUGCUACAGCUUAGGAGAGCAGAGCACAGCAUGGAAGUGUGUGUAAAAAUUUAAAUGAAGAGUGAGCAAGAGACAGUGGUCAAACCGCUCCACUGAUAAUCCUCCUCAUUCUGCUACCUUCCACCUGACUGAUACAAUCAUCUAAAGCUAUCCAAAAUCCACUUAAAGACUAUUAUAGGGACUUCCCUGGUGGCGCCGUGGUUAAGAAUCUGCCUGCCAAUGCAGGGGACACAGGUUCGAUCCCUGGUCCGGGAAGAUCCCACAUGCCGCGGAGCUGCUAAGCCCGUGCGCCACAACUACUGAGCCUGCGCUCUAGAGCCUGUGAGCCACAACUACUGAGCCCUCGUGCCACAACUACUGAAGCCCGCAUGCCUAGAGCCUGUGCUCUGCAACAAGAGAAGCCACAGCAAUGAGAAGCCCGCUCACCGCAACGCAGAGUAGCCCUGCUCGCCGCAACUAGAGAAAGCCCGCAUGCAGCAACAAAGACCCAGUGC